UUGGCGUGUUCGCCGGCACCGACACACGGGAUGUGGGAAUCGGAUGAAGUGGAGGAGAAUCAGACGCCGAGCCGGGAUCAUUUCAAACCGACGACGGGACGACAAGGCGAGACGGUAGGAUCUGCGUGUGCUGAGUCACUACUGGUGAGGAGGAAGGUCUGGAGAGAGAACGAGAGAGGAGGAGGUGGAGGAGGAGGGGGAGAAGAAGAAGAAGAAGAAGAAGGGAGGGAGGCAGGGAGAUAAGCCACAACAGGAAGCCAAACAACACACACACACACACACGUACACAAACACAGUGUGUGUGUCUGUGUGUGUCAGAGAGAGAGACUGCGCGAACAAGAGGGUGAACGGGAAAGAAAGGGAGGGAGAGUGACGCGGAGGCUGGGAGAGCCUGCCUCCCCCCCUCCUCUCCUCCUCUCCCUCUCUUUCUCUCCUCUCCUCCUCUCCUCCCCUCCUCCCUCUCUCUCUCUGUGGAGCAGGCGUGUAGCGGCAUCAGACUCUGCGUGAAGGAACCAUGAGCGAUGUCACCAUCGUUAGAGAGGGAUGGCUCCAGAAACGGGGUGAAUACAUAAAGAACUGGCGACCGCGUUACUUCCUGUUGAAGACAGAUGGCUCUUUCAUCGGCUACAAAGAGAAACCUCAGGAUGCAGACCUGCCCUACCCCCUAAAUAACUUCUCCGUUGCAAAAUGUCAGCUGAUGAAGACAGAGAGGCCGAAGCCAAACACCUUCAUCAUACGCUGUCUCCAGUGGACCACCGUCAUCGAGAGGACCUUCCAUGUUGACUCGCCCGAUGAGAGAGAUGAGUGGACAGAGGCCAUCCAGAUGGUUGCCGACAAGCUGCAGAGACAAGAGGAGGAAAGGAUCCAGUGCAGCCCCACCUCCAAUAUCGACAACAUGGUCGAGGAGGAGAUGGACAUCUCGACCACACACCACAAACGCAAGACAAUGAGUGACUUUGACUACCUGAAGCUGCUGGGGAAGGGAACCUUUGGAAAAGUGAUUCUUGUCCGAGAAAAGGCCAGCGGGAAAUAUUAUGCCAUGAAAAUUCUUAAAAAAGAAGUCAUCAUAGCCAAGGAUGAAGUGGCUCACACACUCACAGAGAGCAGAGUACUAAAAAACACCAGACAUCCCUUUCUCACUUCAUUGAAGUAUUCAUUCCAGACUAAAGACCGCCUCUGUUUUGUCAUGGAGUAUGUGAAUGGAGGAGAGCUGUUUUUCCAUUUGUCCAGAGAGCGGGUGUUCUCCGAGGAGCGCACGCGCUUCUACGGCGCCGAGAUCGUCUCCGCUCUCGACUACCUGCAUUCAGCCAAGAUUGUGUACCGGGACCUCAAGUUGGAAAACCUGAUGCUGGAUAAAGAUGGCCACAUCAAGAUCACCGAUUUUGGCCUCUGCAAGGAGGGUAUUACAGAUGCUGCUACCAUGAAGACCUUUUGUGGCACUCCAGAGUACCUUGCACCUGAGGUCCUGGAGGACAACGACUAUGGCAGAGCGGUGGACUGGUGGGGUUUGGGCGUGGUUACGUACGAGAUGAUGUGCGGCCGACUGCCAUUCUACAACCAGGACCACGAGAAGCUGUUUGAGCUCAUCCUCAUGGAGGACAUCAAGUUCCCGCGCACGCUGUCUGCUGAUGCCAAGUCGCUGCUGUCCGGCCUGCUCAUCAAAGACCCCAACAAACGGCUUGGUGGAGGACCAGAUGACGCAAAAGAAAUAAUGAGACACAGUUACUUCUCUGGAGUUGACUGGCAGGACGUCUAUGAUAAAAAGCUGGUGCCCCCCUUCAAGCCUCAGGUGACAUCAGAGACAGACACCAGAUACUUUGACGAAGAGUUCACAGCCCAGACCAUCACAGUCACUCCACCGGAGAAAUUCGACGAGGACGGGAUGGACUGUCUGGACAACGAGAGACGGCCGCACUUCCCGCAGUUCUCCUACUCGGCCAGUGGGCGGGAAUGAAUGGUCCCUCGCGGUGGCGCCUGGACAGCAGGUCUCUGAGGUCAUCAGUGUGGGACGGAGAGGCCCAGAACUGUGGACUGACCCAGAACAACAGUGACUUGAAGGAUUUUGCCCUUCUCCGCCUCCUUAUUUUUCAUUUUUUAGAAAGAACUUCCCGGCAAAAUGACCCUGUAACCCUGCACUGCGUCCCCAGGUGGUCCGAGCUGCGAUGGGAUCGCUGACUGUGUAAUGUCCCUUUAAUGACAGGAGCGUCACCGGUGGCCUGCUGUGCUUUGACGUCUCGGUGGUCCUGCCAAACUCUAAAAUCCAACACGUCCGAUCUAGUUAGACAACAGCCGAUGCUGUCUUCUUACUAGUUUUUAAGGAGACAUUUCUUUGUGGCGUCUUACUUGUACGAGGGCGAUACAGUACGUUUUAUGCCAUUCAAACCCAAACCACCGUUUCCGGUUGUAUCUCAGGCUUUUUGCAAACCGAUACUCAAACUCAGUGAGACACUUGGGUCUCAUUUCCAGUCCUCAACUGGGAUUGAUUGGCUGCCUGGCAUCAAUGCAUCAGUUGUGGUCAGUGAGCUUAGUCCGACACACCUCAUGUUGUUGAGCAGGAUUUGACUCAGGUUUUGCUCAGUGCAAUUCAUUAUUAUCGUUGCUGCUAUUUCAACUACGACCACAGGUACCACAGGUACUACUGCUUCUACUUCUACUACUACUACUACUACUACUACUAUACUGCUAAAACCCGGUGCUACACUACUAGCUUAAUGCUGCAGGUCAUUGCACAGGCGCCAGCAACACAUCCACCACCUGUGUUAAUGUCUAUGCUUGUACAGAUUCUGCACAUCUCUGUAGAUCAAGGUGAUGGUACGAUGUCAUGUUUGUUCGAGUGUGUGCGAGGUACUAGUAUAUGGGUUUGCGUUGAAGAUCGCACCUCAAAGCACAGCAGUUCCGAAUGAUGAAGCUCCCACCCCCAUCAGCUUUACGUUGCCCACAAUGCAGUGCAAGGUGGUUGAUAUGUCCGUCACCGCAGAGGUGAAAAAUGAGGCGAUGGUUUGAACUAAACCGGCGCCCAAAGUUUUAUUAUUUAUGUCUCAACUGCAAGUCCCUCUGAGUUUCAGUCUCCUCUGUCACAAAAGGGAAAACCAAACUCAAGCGGUACCUUGCAUUGAUUAUGGAAAGCUUUACUGUGACAUGUUGUGAUCACGGCCUCGAGGGGCACGCGGCUGUACCUCUGUGUCGCUGUGCAGGAAAGGGAAACUUCGGCUGGAACAGAUUCACCACAGGUCGGGGAACUGUGAUGAGCAGCGCGCGAGAGAGAGAGAGUACAGGUGAAAAGCUCCGUGAGUGACACAACAUGAAAUAUUUAUAAUGUGAUACUUUAUGACGUUUUGAUGAGUAAGGUUACAGUCGAUCUCCUGUUUCUUAUGAAGGAUUGGGGGGGGGGGGGAGUAUGCAUCAAAAGUUAUGGGUUUACACCAACCAUAGCAAAGGUUAUAAUUUAUAUGUGUGACUGUGUGUAUGUGCGCGCGCGUGUUCUAUUUAUUGUUCUACUCAUCGGUUUUAUAUUUAACUUUUUCUAUACUUAAGACAUUAUCGUAGAGAAAAGAAGAUUAUUUCUUAGGGCUGAGAGGAAAAACGGCACCUCAAGAAACAAAAGUGGCUGAAGAAUGUAGGAGGGAAAGCGGAUCGCCUUCCUGCUCCGUUGUUUAUUUUGAUGAUGUUUUUGUGUUGUUUUGUGACCAAAAUGUGACGGGACACUUUAAAGACAGACGGUAGUUUACUGUGAGCUUUAAGGAGUAUAUAUAUAUAUAUAUAUAUAUAUAUAUAUAUAUAUAUAUAUAUAUAAACAUUCUUUAUCAAAUCUUCCCUCUCCAAUUCCAUCCAAAUCAUCCCACAAGUGAUGACUUUGAAGGCUCAUCUAAACUUACACUGACACAAAUGCCCCCAUACUUAACCUUGCCACAGGUGAGAGGCGGCGGAGGCGGAGGCGGAGUUCAGAGAGAAAGACGACUGGGAAGUUGAGCUGGAGGGAAAUGUGUGCAGCGCAGAGGUCAGAAUGUAAAGCAGCAAGGAUGGGAAAAGACCCAACUGUAAGUGUGUUGAGACAGACGAGAGGAGGAAGUUAGAGCAGAGGCUUGGGAGAGUUCGGGGCCUGCGUUUCUGUCAGUUCUCUGGACUUCGGAUGAGACUCCGCUCUGUCUUCAACGUGUCCUGUCAUUUCUCCGGACUUAGACCUGGACUUUGAUCGUUUGCAGUUGUUUUGUCGUCACUGUCUUCCAGUCUGACCAACGAGAUUUUGAAAUCCAGGCCGGCUGACGGGGUUUAGUCCAGAACCUCAACAUCCGGCUCCACGGAGUCCAGAGGAAAAAAAGAUCACGCGUGAAGAAAUAUAUUUUUUCAAAAUCUAAAAUCUCCUCAUGUGGAAGACGUCUCAUCUGGACAACACUAAUUCAAACGAGAGCACCUGGGGAACAUGCUCGAAUUAGGCAUAGAAACUUGCAUUCCAAUAUAUUUAUUUGAAUGUUUUUUAUUAUCAUUGAUGAUAACUUGAAUUUCCUUUUUCUGAGUAAUUUAUUUGAUGUCAUUUUGUGUUGGAGUUUAGCAGUUGGGGGCGUAGUCGUGCUUCUUUCUGCAGUUUAAUUCUUCAGAGACUUUCUGAAAUAAAUGCCUCCUUUGUUCCUUCACAGAUAACUUAUACUACACAUGACCUGUUUUCCCGCUGCUCCCUAAGCCCAAAUGCUUUACUCUUGCACAUCUAUUAAAUUUGCUCUUUGCGAGCAAAGGCGCUUUAUGGCAGAAAGUACGAGAGGAUGGCGCUGGCCUGCGUGCUGUGGUCCUCCUCUGUCCCGCCACCAGCCCUGAGUCAAAGUGGCACUCGGAACUCUUAUGAAAAAUACUUUUCCGUGAUCAAUUGAGCCCGUGUGGCACAGCAGAAGCUGCAGGAGGAGAAAUCCCACCCAGCUGGCUCCCUUCCGGCGAAUGCUCAAAGUAUUUGGAAGGAUUUGAGCUUUGAUUUGACCCAGGUCUGCGAGCGACUGAGGAGUUCUAGCUGCAUGUGCACGCUGGACGCCAAAAUCAUUAUGAAAUACCGCUUUGUAUCUUUGGCCACAGCACUUUCACAUCCAUCCCUUUUUUUAAUAUGAUUCAGAGGAAUCGGAUCUGAAAGAGGACUUUUAGCUUUUUAAAAAAAAAAUGUUUUUAAGAAAAUGGGGAUUUUUAAAGCACACCUCCCGUCCACAUAACAACCGAUAGCUUCGAUGCUGCUCUGAUGUCUGGGGGAGCCACUGAUGCCUCUGACUCCUUCCUCUCUGGCCUUUGACAGAUCUAGUUCUCCAGUGGGUCUCAAGACUCUUUAUUCAAACAUCUCCAGACUCGAGACCAGUUAGUGGCAGCAACGAUGACUGAGGACAUGUUUUCCUCCCACUACUGUGAAGUGGAGAAGGUGGAGCUUAGUAAGUCUCUUCCAUCUGUGGGGGUUUUCACCUGAAGACUCUGAACCAGUUGUGGGCAUGUGAGUAAUUCAACUUUGACUGUUGUCACCAAACAGAGGUUGUUGAAGUGGAUGAAGAUGGAUAAACGUGUGUGAAUCGACAUCGAUAUCCGACGCUGCGCUGACGGCGUCCACUCUUAAAGCUGCUGCUGUUUUCUACUGUACAUCUAUCACACAACAGAUGUGACUCCAAGGGUUUUUGAAUAAUAUGUCAAAUCUUCUCAAAGACCUUAACUGUUGUGUGUUGAUCUCGUCCGUUGAACCGACGGCGUCAGCCAAAAGUCACCAACCGCCCUCCGCCUGCCAUGUAGUGCAGAUAAGUAAACAGCUCAAGUGUUGGAAGGAUUUCUGAAAGUAUUUGACCUCAUGUCUGUGACAGAACCCCUCCCUUCUCAUCUCUCUGGUACUUAGUCUAUCAUCAUGGUUAUUAACAUGAACAAGCAUGAGGUGCAUUUAUUAAUAAACUGCAAAAGAAAAAAGCAGUGAACAUAACCAACAUUAGAAAGUGUAACAGUUUUGAUUUCGUGUCCGUGUUCAUCUCCUGUAGCUUUACAGUCGAGCGAGACACUUCUGGACAGCUUCCAGCCGUUCGCAGGGUGGACCGCGUUUCCCCGGAGCACUUAAACACGGAAGUGAGCUCUGCCACAAGUCAGCAGAGCAAAGACGAUGUUCACUCCGAGUCAGUGUCGGGGGAAACUCGGCAGAUCCAGAAAGGUUGACAGAUGAGCAGAUCAAACAGCCCUUUCCUGUCCCUCGUGCUGUCAGGACGCUGGGAUGUGGAAACAACAAAUUACCACCAACGUGAAUCUGGUUUUUACACUGUACAUCCUUAGUGUUUAUACACAUAAAAUGUAUAUGAUAGGGAUGCACAUUAUUUUCCUUCUUACAGAAAACAGCUUCAAUAAAGCACUAUGUCAAUCUACA
Molecule: messenger RNA, 6361 nt
Organism: Scophthalmus maximus (turbot)
Lineage: Eukaryota; Metazoa; Chordata; Actinopteri; Pleuronectiformes; Scophthalmidae
Gene: akt3a
Product: v-akt murine thymoma viral oncogene homolog 3a
Exons: 14
Coding region: 515-1954 (479 amino acids)
Biological process (GO): protein phosphorylation
Molecular function (GO): protein serine/threonine kinase activity; ATP binding
Source: RefSeq, a predicted model, not a curated record